Kuraishia capsulata CBS 1993 is the source of this 1272-nucleotide messenger RNA. RefSeq lists its product as uncharacterized. The coding region runs from base 1 to 1272 and encodes 423 amino acids. Lineage: Eukaryota; Fungi; Ascomycota; Pichiomycetes; Pichiales; Pichiaceae. The transcript has a single exon. The record is from RefSeq and is a predicted model, not a curated record.
AUGAUUGCUCACUGUGGAGAUGAUGCAGAGUCUACGGAAUUAAGGCCCAACAAGUACACCUCAAACAUUCUCAAGGACUACAUUGGCUUCAAAAGCUCCCAUUCCAAAGACUCAAUGGAGAAGUUCUCCGGAAAAUCAUUUUCAGGAAAAUCAAAAGGCCAUUCAUUUGGCAGUUUUGUUCACGAUAGCCCUCGUACUGAGUUUAUUGGUAUCCGCAAGUUUGCCAGAAACCAUAUGAGACCACCAUUUUCAAGAGAUACAAACAGUUCCUCCCACGAAACAACAUCCACAGAUUUCAAUGAUGCCACACUGAGCAAAGGCCGCGAUAAUUCUUCCUGGAGGUUCUUUCCUGGUGCCUCUCAGCGGGGUCUUGCGUACGAUGACUUCAAAUCGGCUCAAGGCCCCAAGACUCAAACGCUGGACAACCUUGAAAAGACCAGCACUUGCCAGUUUGAUACUAUGGUGGGAUUUGGUGAGUCAAGCACAUCGAAAUGCGAGAAACGCUUUCUUCGGUUCAACAGCAACAUUCAAAACCUUCCAGAUCAAGUGGCUGCUUGUCCUAAUCCUCCUAAAGACAUCCCCAGAAGAGUGGUGAGCCUGUACAGUCUCCCAGAGAAGGCCAGCCUCAGCUGUAUUUUGGCACAGGUACGGGGUGGCCCACUGGAGCGUAUUGGUGUUAGAUAUGGGAGUGGUGAUGUUAUGGAUGAUGAACCUGUGGAUUGGUCUUCAGCUAUUGUGGACUUGCACUUUUGGAGGCCCACAGAUGCCGAUGCCUUCAUGGAGUAUGCUACCACUGGUAUGUUCAUGAUCAAUGGAAAACAUGUUAAAGCUGAAUGGGGAGCCACAACUGUCGAUCAAGAGAGCUCGGAGUCUACAGGAUCAGCAUUGGAGCUCAUGGCUGACAGUGGAGCGCGCCGCACGUUGAUUUUCAAGAAACUUAUCCAACGCAAAAUCUCCAAACAUGCUCUCAAUGUGUCCUCCAGAGGAUAUCCAUCUCCUACAUCACAUCUCUCAACAGACUUUGACAUUGAUGAGGUGGUUAAGGACUUUCAACAGUAUGGGGAAAUCGUGGAGAUAGCGCCUGUCAUCUCACGCAAGCUCUGUUUCGCAGUGCAAUUUAACGACGUGAGGGCGGCAAUUAUGGCCAAAUAUGAUUGUGAGAAUGUGGAAUCUACCAACGAGUAUUCUCCCCUCUUUGACAAAUACAAAAAAUGGAACGUUUGGUACGGGAAAGAUCCAGCUGAUAAGCCCUGUUACCCAAAGUGCGUGUGA